This is a messenger RNA of Lactuca virosa, 1479 nucleotides long. The record is from the annotation of a GenBank genome assembly. NCBI's taxonomy places the organism in Eukaryota, Viridiplantae, Streptophyta, Magnoliopsida, Asterales, Asteraceae.
AUGGCUUCCAAUAUUCAUUUUCUUAUGAUACCACUAAUGUGCCCAGGUCACCUCAUUCCAAUGGUGGACAUGGCAAAACUCAUAGCACAACACUCUGCCACAGUCACCAUCGUCAUCACACCCCGUAAUGCCACCAGGUUCGGGUCAGUCCUCCACCGUGCUGUGGCGUCCGGCCACCCUAUCCGGAUCCUCGAACUUCAAUUCCCAGCUUCAGAAUAUGGAUUACCAGAAGGAUGCGAAAGUGUAGACGAUCUCCCCACAUUCAAUCUCUCCAAAAACUUCUUCGAUGCAAGUGCGAAACUUCAAGAACCAUUAGAAGAAGUGUUUAACGAGCUUAAACCAAGACCAAGUUGUAUUAUCUCUGAUAAACAUUUAGCUUGGACAGCCGAUGUUGCAAGAAAGUUUCAGAUUCCAUGGGUUAUUUUCGACGGAAUGAGUUGUUUCACUCAGUUAGCUACUCAUAAUCUAUGUGUUUCAAAGGUUCAUGAACAGGUGGGCGAUUUUGACCCGAUUUUGUUGCCCGGUUUACCAGAUAAGAUAACCAUGACUAAAUCCCAGCUUCCGGGGUUGUUCAAUCCGGGAAAGAGUGCAAAGGCGAAGGAACUGAAGAGUGUACGUGAGAAGAUAAGAGCAGCUGAAAUAGGAGCGUAUGGGACAGUUAUAAACACUUUUGAAGAACUGGAAACAAGAUACAUAGAUGAAUAUCGAAAAGUGAAGCAAAGAGUUUGGUGUAUAGGUCCGUUUUCACAAUCUAACAAGAAUGAUUUGGACAAAGCUCAACGUGGAACCAAUGGUUCAAUGGCUAACCACGAGUGCAUCACAUGGCUCGAUGGUCAGAAACCAGGGAGUGUGGUUUACGUGUGUUUAGGUAGCCUAACGCGACUCACACCACCACAGUUUAUCGAACUGGCUCUAGGGUUAGAAGAGUCAAAGUCCCCGUUUAUUUUAGUGGUGAAAGGAGGGAGUCGAACGGAAGAGAUAGAGAAAUGGUUGAAGGAAGAUGGGUUUGAAGAGAGAGUGAAAGGAAGAGGUGUUUUGAUCCAUGGGUGGGCCCCUCAAGUUCUCAUACUAUCGCAUCCUUCAUUAGGAGCAUUCUUGACUCAUUGUGGUUGGAAUUCGACUAUAGAAGGGAUUUGUGCGGGUGUACCGAUGAUCACGUGGCCUCAAUUUGCUGAACAGUUCUUUAACGAGAGGGUGGCUGUGGACGUAGUGGGGACUGGUGUCGGUGUUGGCGCUGAAUCAGUGAUGCAUUUAGGAGAGGAAGAUUCAGAUGUGGUACAAGUGAAAAGGGAGGACGUGUGUAAGGCUGUGAGGACAGUAAUGGAUGAAGGUAUUGAAGGACAAGAGAGAAGAGAAAAGGCUAAAUAUUUCAGGGGGGUGGCUGAAAAGGCGUUAGAAGAUGGAGGAUCAUCUCAGCUAAAUUUAAAAUUGUUCAUUGAAGAUAUUAUUCUACACAUGAAUAAGGGAUUGGCAGGUUAA